UAAAAAUCACUCUCGCUUCUCUCUAGUCUCUCCCUCCCUCCCUCAGUGCAAAUACAACUUCAUAGGCCAUAGCCAUGGCCAAAGCUUAAGUUUCCGUCACUUCCACUCGCACCACCACCGGCACACCACUUCGCGCUCACUGAGCUGAACCACCGCCGUCAUGGGCAAAGCCUCCAAGUGGUUCCGCAACCUCCUGGGCCUCAAGAAGACCGACUCGCUUCCUCCGCCACCGGCGAAGCAACCGCCGCCGCCUCCCAACAGAGAGAAGCGCAGAUGGAGCUUCGUCAAGUCGCACCGAGACAGAGACAGAGACAGCAUCCACCGCCACCAGCGCUACAGCUCGUGCUCCGCCGCCGCCGCGGCGCACUCGGAGGACCUCGCCGCGGACCCGAGCAAGCACGCCAUCGCCGUCGCGGCGGCCAGUGCGGCGGCCGCGGAGGCUGCGGUUGUGGCCGCGCACGCCGCGGCGGAGGUGGUGAGGCUGACGAGCAGCGGGAGAUGCGCCGACAGCUCCGUGGCGUACGGCGGCGGGACCUGUGCGGCGGUCACGGAAGAGGUCGCGGCGCUCAAGAUUCAGUCAGCAUUCCGAGGCUACUUGGCGAGGCGAGCGCUGCGAGCAUUGAAGGGAUUGGUCAAGAUUCAAGCGCUGGUGAGAGGGCACAUCGAGAGGAAGCGAACCGCCAGACUGAUGCGCAAGAUGCAAGCCUUACUGCGAGCCCAGGCUCGGGCACGUGCCGAGAGGGCCCAGGUUUCCGAAUCUUCACAAUCGAGCAGCAAGUCCUCUCACUUUCACCACCCUGGUCCUGCAACUCCCGAAAAAUCAGAGUAUGUGGUUCGAAGCAAGAGUUCUAGACAGGAUCAGUCGCCGGUUCUCAGGAGGAAUGGUUCCAGAGCAAGUGGCAGGAUUGUUGAAUUUCAAGAAAGAGCGCCCUUGGUCCGCAAUUGGUCGGAUCGUCGGGUCGAGGAGAGACUCAGGGAUCAACGUGGGAUUUCAGCAAACAGUGGGCAUGCUGAUGAUGAGAAAAGUGAUAAGAUCCUAGAAAUCGAUCCGGGGAAACCCUCCUCCACACCCAAGCGACGAAGUCCUGUACAGUCGUCUCGGCACGUGUUGCCUUCAGACCAAGCGAGUCAUAGCUACACGACUUCGAAAGACUCGACGGUGCGCCAGAUGGUUAUUAGCCCCUCUUCAUGCGAAGUGCAAUCUCUAAGCCCGCUGGAUUUCUCUCAUGAGGUGGAGGAAGGCGCAUUCUGCACUGCUGAUAACAGUCCCCAAUUCUAUUCCGCGUCUUCUAGGGGCGGUGGUAGUUCUAGGAGAAGCCCGUUCACUCCCACCAAGAGUGACGGCUCGAGAAGCUACUUAAGCGGCUGUUCGGACCACCCCAACUACAUGGCUUAUACUGAAUCUUCAAAGGCCAAAGUCAGGUCAAUGAGCGCUCCUAAACAGCGGCCUCACUUUGAUAAAUCUAGUUCCACGAAGAGGCAUUCUAUACACGGUUUCGGCGAAUCAAGGUCCAUCUCACAGAAGGUCUUGUCCUUGCACACGAAUUUCGUGAACAAAGCAUAUCCGGGGUCUGGUCGCUUGGACAGGCACGGGAUGCCAGUAAGAGGCGAUGGGCACGGGUAUGGAUACUAGAGGAAGGUACAGAAGAUACUAUUGUCGGUCUCUUCGUCACUGGUAUGUAUCAAACUAUCUUAGAAUUGAAGUAAGUCACCAUUAGGGUAGUAGGUCUUCAUAUCUAACUGUGAAGCCGCAGUAUAACCAUUGUCCCACAGGUUAUCAUUGCUCUAGAGAACUUCUAAUUCAGUUUGCACGUCUUUUAAUCUAACUUUUGCGACUCUGCCACAUUUGUUCUCCCAAGUAUUACGGAUCCGCUAGAAUUGUCAAGGGAGAUAUAUCACCUUAUAGGAUUUACGCGACUUUCUUUUACUGUACAUGUGUGCAUUCCUUGAA
Rhodamnia argentea is the source of this 1951-nucleotide messenger RNA. RefSeq names its product protein IQ-DOMAIN 22. Gene Ontology annotation, molecular function: protein binding. The record is from RefSeq and is a predicted model, not a curated record. Lineage: Eukaryota; Viridiplantae; Streptophyta; Magnoliopsida; Myrtales; Myrtaceae. Bases 161 to 1633 code for a protein of 490 amino acids. The transcript has 4 exons.